Molecule: messenger RNA, 10254 nt
Organism: Oncorhynchus tshawytscha (Chinook salmon)
Lineage: Eukaryota; Metazoa; Chordata; Actinopteri; Salmoniformes; Salmonidae
Gene: cspg4ba
Product: chondroitin sulfate proteoglycan 4ba
Exons: 15
Coding region: 155-7432 (2425 amino acids)
Source: RefSeq, a predicted model, not a curated record
CUCUCUCUCUCUCUCUCUCUGCUUAGUUGAAAAGAAGUGGGGAGGGUAGGUUAACUUGUAAAUGAAGUGGUCGAAUACGUGACCGAAAUCUCAACAAGACCACCCAAUCUGCAAAUAUGUAACGCCCGGACUAAACCUUGGAUAAUAUUUCCGAAUGGAAAACAUGAAAUUCCCUAUUAGAAGCACAAAGAAGCUGUGUUUUUACGCGGCGUUGUUGGUGUCGCUUACGAGCGACCUGGCAAUGGGAGCCUCGUUCUAUGGCGAUGGCUAUGUGCAGCUGAAGACAGUGGAGUCGUCGAACCGUAACUCCCUGCGUGUUCGUUUCCGUACCUCCAGCCCCCACGGCCUGCUCUUCCUCGCUGCCGGCCACACAGACUACCUUCUAGUGGAGCUGAACGCUGGUCGCCUGCAGGUGAAGCUGGAACUGGGCUCUGGUGAGCGGUUGCUGAGAUCAGAGAGCAGCACCCAACUAAACGACCUGGCCUGGCACACUGCUGAGAUCCUCCACGACCGCCAUAAUGUCACCCUAACUAUGGACCAGUACUCCCACACCAGCCUCAGGAUGCCUGGGCACUGGUCUCAGAAGCAGGAUCUUACCAUCCAGGAUGGGCUGUACGUCGGCGGGUCUGGAGGCCUGGACAAGCUCUACCUACCCAAUGACCUAACAGGAUUCAGGGGGUGUGUGGAACAGGCUGUUUUCAACGAGAACAACAUGUUAUCGUCGUUGAGACCAUACGCUGGAUUCAAGAGUGUCUAUGAGGUUUCUUUGGGCUGUAGUCCCCAGUUCUUUGCCGGCGAGGAGGAUCCUGUUAGUUUCUUUAGUUCAAGAGCGUAUGUCUCCCUGCCACCCUGGAACGUCUCCCACAACCAGCAAGAGGCGCUGUUUGAGUGUGUGGUUCACACAUCGGCUAAAGAGGGGAUUGUCUUGUACAACUCGGCCAGACAAGGGGACUUUGUGGCAGUUGAAAUCCAAGAGGGGCUGCUGGUGGCCAUCGUGGGUAAAGGAGGCACCAAGACAGAACUUAAAUCCCUCACCUUUGUCAAUGACAGGAACUGGCAUUCAGUGAAGAUAUUCUUUACCCCCAAGACCCUACAGCUGACAGUGGACAAGGAGACAGUGAAGACUAGCAUCAGCUCUCGCACCAAGGGACUUCAGUUAAGAGGGUCGCUGUUUGUGGGGGGCAUUGAUGACAGCACACGUUCAGAAGUCAGGAAGAUGGGUCUGGUGUCUGUGUUGGGAAACAGAGUCCGAGGAGGUUCUUUUAAGGGCUGCCUGAAGGACAUGAAAGUCAAUGGGGUCAUGAUGGGUCUGCCUAAUGCUGUAGUCACUAAAGAUAUAUCAGUGGGCUGCGAGCCGGAGAAAGAACCAGAGCCCUCGACCACGAUGGGUCCAACUACUAUCCCGACUGUCCCCAACUCCCGGUUCGAUCCCACUUCGGUCACCCCUACCCCAAAAUUCCCUAUGUUCACUCUGGCCAGGGGGCUGGUCAAGAAGUACGGGGCCAACUUCGUGCUGCUCAGGAACCUUGUAGUCUCAGAGGGCGGGCGUGGGUCUCUAGAGUCCAAGCACAUCAAGGUGCUCCUGGACUUCAAGAAGCUCGGGGUACGCCAGUCUCAGAUCAUGUUCCGGAUCCAGGAACAGCCGGUGCACGGUCAGAUACGAUUGGAUGUGGACCAGGACCAAGAGGAGAACAUCUUUAGCAUGCUAGACCUGUGGCACGGCAGGGUGAUGUACAUCCACGGAGGAUCAGAGGACCCAGAAGACUUUUUCACUUUCUCUAUAUUCUCUUCCUCCAGGAAGGAGGUUCCCACAUACCUGCAGGGGACGAGAAGGUACCGCUACAACAUCACAGUGACCCCCACCAAUGACGCCCCAGAGCUCAGCCUGCCCCAGGGGAACCUUUUCGUCCUGUUGGAGAAUUCUAGAAAACUCCUAACCAAAGAGGUGUUGAAAGCCACAGACAUUGACAGCAACCACACCGACCUGGUCUUCUCCAUCCUGGGGAACCUGAACCCUGACGCUGGUUAUCUGGAGGUGGGAGAUAACCCCGACACUGCAGUGACCACGUUCUCCCAUUCUGAUCUGGAGGAAGGGAAGGUGAACUAUGUCCACACUGGGGUGAGGAACUCCAGGAUCGUGCUGAGGGUCAGUGAUGGAGACAAGGUGAGCAACACGGUGGUUCUGAGGAUCAUGGCCAUAGGUUUGGAGUAUAAGAUUGCCAACAACACUGGGCUUGAGAUCAUUCAAGGUGAGGUAGCUGUGAUCAGUAACAAGCAACUGGCCAUUCAGACCAAUGCCGUGAAUCAAGUGGUAGACAUCCGAUAUGAUGUCGUCAAGCCACCUCGGUAUGGGGAACUUCAGAGGCUUCACUCCAGCGGAGAAUGGAAGCCCACCGGUUCUUUCUCCCAAAGGCUGCUGGAGAAAGAACGCCUUCGGUACCUCAGCACUUUCCAAGAAAUCCAGACUGCCACUGCUACGGAUGACUUCAAAUGCAAGGUCACUGUAGCAGGAAGAGUUGACACUGAACUGGUCUUUCCAGUCACAGUGAAGUGGGUACAUUAUAACCUAGUCAGGAACGUAAUGGCCGAUAUUAAUAAAGUUCGGAAGGUGACGUUGGACUCACACUAUCUUUAUGCCACAGUGGACAUUGUGACACUAUCCGAGGAUGAUCUUCACUUCAGAGUUCUCUCCUCGCCGAAGAAAGGACAACUUCUCCUUGUUAACGAGUUAUUGAAGAAAAAUUCAACUUUCAGCCAAAGAAAUGUCACUGAUCUAAAGGUUCUGUACGAACUGGUCGACAGACCGUACGAAGACACAAGUGACACGUUUAAAUUCCAAGUGUUCUCCAAGCAUGCUCAAUCACAAAGUUACGAUUUCCAGAUCUCAAUAAAAGCUGACGUCAACAGCGUAUUUAUAAGAAAUUACAAACUAUCUAUAAUGGAGGGAGAGAGUAAACUCAUCACAAAAGACGAGUUGUUUGCAGAGACUCUUAGCACCAAGGAGCUGUACUACACCGUUACAAGUAGCCCCAAACAUGGGAAGCUAGCACGCAUCAACCUGUCCAACUCUAACGGCAGUUACAACAACAUCCUAACGUUCAGCAACCAGGAUCUCUUGGAGGAGCGCGUCAUGUACAUCCACGACGACACAGAGACCACUCAGGAUCAGUUCACAUUCAUAGCCUCCACUAGUCAGGAGUCUAAAUCCUCCGUCACAGACGAAGAAGUCGGAUCCAAAGAAGGGACGUUUAACAUCUCCAUCCAGCUAGUUAACGACGAAAAGCCGGUGCGCGUUGUCGAUAAAGUCUUCCACGUGGUGAGGGACGGGCAGCGGUUGCUAACCCUGGACGAUCUCUGUUACCAUGACGCAGACUCGGACUUCAGCGACGGGCAGUUGGUCUACACGCGACGGGGAAUCCCGAUGGGAGACCUGGUUCUGGUGAACGACACCUCUCACAGGCUGUUCCAGUUCACCCAGAAGGAGCUGGAAGAGAAGAGAGUGUUGUUCCUCCAUCGAGGCGUGAACUCCGGACGCUUCGUGCUCUUCGUGUCUGACGGGAAACACUUAGUCUCCACUCUGCUGGACGUCAGCGCCCACGACCCAUUCCUGAGCCUCGGCAACAACACAGGUCUGUUGGUCCAGAAGGGAAAGGAAGUGACCGUAACCACCGGUAACUUCAGCGUCCUCACGAACCUCAAUGUCCGUGAUGACAGCGAAGUCACCUACAAGGUGUCCGAGCCUCCUAAGAACGGCUGGUUGUAUCGCCACGGAAACAUCUCAGUGGAGUUUACACAGCACGACCUGAAGAAGGGCCUCGUCUCGUAUCGCCAUGAUGACACCAAGAACCUGGCGGAUUGGUUCAGUGUCACGGUUAAGGUUAAAGGUCACGUCCUGAAUGCCAGAAUCAACGUUAAGGCUUACCUGGAGAGCCAUCAGAGGCCCCCUAUCCUCCAGCACAACAACACUUUACUGGUGGAGGAGAGCAAACCUGUGAAGAUUGACGGGAGUAGACUGGAGGUGACCCACGAGGACAACCUGCCAUCUGAGAUUGUAUUUACAGUGAAGGUGGCUCCACUACACGGGUUCCUGCGGCGCUUCGUGGAGGCUGAGGAGCAGUAUGUUGGAACUGAACAGAUCCCCGUCCAGACCUUCUCCCAGGAAGACGUCAACGCUGGCAACAUCCAGUACAUGCAGACGACCCCCAGCCAGGUCAACGACACAUUCCUAUUGGACGUCUCUAACGGUGUCACAGAGGUCAACAGUAUCAGGAUAUCCGUGGACAUAAUCCCCCGCCUCAUCCCUCUCCAGGUGUCCAAUUUCACCCUGAGAGAGGGCGGGGCCAAGGCCUUGACACAGGAAGUGCUCAGGGUCACCAACCGACACUUCUCUGGCCUGAACUUCCUAUACAGUGUGACUGAGCCGUCGCAGAACGGAUAUAUUGAACAUUCACGUCACCCCGGUGUUCCUGUGCUGUCUUUCACCAGACGCCAGGUGGAGCAGGAGUUAAUCUACUACAUACAUGACAGCAGUGAGACCUUAGAAGACAACUUCACUGUGGUGGCCAACGACACAGGCCUGAGGAAACAGAGCUCUCCCUGUACCGUGUACAUCCAGGUCACAGCCGUCAACGACCAGCAUCCAGUCAUCACCGCCAACAGGGUCCUCAGGGUGUGGGUGGGGUCGGUCACAGAGAUCCACUCUGACGACCUGGAUGCCCAGGAUGAGGACACGCCCCCUGAGGAGCUGCAGGUGAUAGUGACUCCGCCUUCUAAUGGCCACCUGGUGCUGAAGAGCGCCCUCGCCAGGCCGCUCCUGAACUUCACCCUGCAACACAUCCAUCUGGGACAGCUGCUGUUCGUCCACAGUGGUGCCAUGUCUGGAGGGUUCAACUUCCAGGUGAACGACGGAGUGAACUUCGCCCCCCGACAGAUCUUCAGCAUCACAGCCAGCGCCCUGGUCCUCAGCCUGGAGAUUAACAGACCUCUCAAAGUGUUCCCAGGCUCUACUACACCAAUCACCAAGGAGGACCUGCAGGCGUUGACCAAUGACAAGAGCGACACAUCCAACCGCACCAUUACCUUCAACGUGAUUCGUCGACCAAAACUAGGCAGACUGGUGACAGUGCUGGCCGAUAAUUUCACUGUUGACGUCUCUUCCUUCACACAGACCAUGGUGGACCAGCGGGAGAUUCUGUACAUCCAGAGUCUUGUGGCGUCGGUUGGCUGGUCCGCUAUGGACUCAAUGACCUUCUCAGUGUCCUCACCUCCAGCUUCCCUAGAGAACGAGACCUUCAGGAUGGACAUCUCCUACGAGAAUGCUGGACCCGACCGCAAGACUCUGCUCCUCGCUAACACAGGUGCUGUGGUGACCGAGGGUGACCACAUCGUCAUUGACAAGUCCAAGCUGGAUGCGUCUAACCUUAUGUCCAAGCUGCCCACACCCCAGCGCAGCUCUCACGAGAUCUGGUUCCAGGUAAAGUCUCUACCCCAGCAUGGGGUCAUUGUGGUGGGAGAGAGGAACCUCACUGUGGAGAAACCCAACUUCUCCCAGUACAUCCUCAACAAGUAUGGCAUCACGUACCGGCACGACGACUCCGAGACACUCCACGACCACUUUGUCUUCGACACCUGGCUGAAUCCCAAGGGUAAGCCGGCCCAGCGCCCUCUGGAAGACAGCCAGGUUCUGGAGGAGUGGUUCAACAUCACGGUGAUCCCAGUCAACGACCAACCGCCCGUUCUGAAGACCAAAGCCCCCAGCCUGAGCGUGGUGCAGGGGGACACAGUGGCCCUGGGGCCGGAGAACCUCACUGUGGAAGACUUGGACAACCCUUCAGAGGAUAUCCAGUACACUGUCGUCAGCAAGCCCAACAACGGCUAUCUGGCCCUGGGAGGAAGCCUGAACGAGUCUGUGGUGUCCUUCACUCAGGCUCAGAUUAACAGUGGGAUGGUGUACUUUGUUCAUGAUGGAAGCCGGGCUUCUGGGGUGUUUUAUUUUAGUGUUUCCGAUGGCCAUCACAAACCGGUCUAUAAACUCUUCAACCUCGAGGUGACGGAGAUCACCAUCUCCCUUGUCAACAACACUGGGCUGGCUCUGGAGCAGGGACAGACGUCCGUGGUUUUAACCCAGGAGAGUCUGGUGGCAGAGACCAAUGGAAAAAACACAACGGUUCACUACCGGAUCACCGCUGCGCCACGGUACGGCAAGAUCCUCCGGCUGGAUGACCAGGAGGUCAACCAGUUUGAGCAGGAGGACUUAAGGACGGGUAGCUUGUUUUAUCACAUGACGGCCCUCACGUCUGGUCAGGACAGCUUUGAGUUCACCGCGUUUACAUCGGAAGCUAACCUGACAAACCAGGUUGUCAACAUCACAGUUAAGCCCCUGGUCAGGUUUGGCGAGGGGGUGAGAAUAUCCAAUGGCAUCGUGGUCAAACUCAACACUGGUUUCCUCAACGCAACUGAGCUGGCUUCUCUAUCCGUCAGUGACCCUUUCUUCGAGGUCGUCUCUCAUCCAAAGUAUGGAAAGCUGGUCCGAGGAAAACCCAAAGCUGGUAAGAACACCGAGCCACUGGGGUCUUUCUCCUUCCAGGAUGUGAAGCAGGAGAGGCUAUCCUUCGAGCUCAACGCUAACAUGACUGGAGUGCAGGAGCUGAACGACUCGCUGGUGUUCAUUCUGAAAGCGGAGAACGUCCCACCUGCCAGGGGAGAGUUCCGGUUCACUAUCGUUCCGUAUGAUCCAUCGCUAGUUCUAACCACCAAGAGUCCCAUCCUGACCACCAGCAGUCCUUUCUCUCAGCCUCUGAACCAAACGACAGUGUUCGGUGUUGGGACGGCACUACCCUCUCUGUCCACCUCCCUCCUUUCCACACAGAGACCCAGCAAGACCCACCAGAAGUUCAAAGGUCGCAACCGCUGGGGGAACACCAACAGGAAUGACUCGGCAGGUACAGAUACUACUCUGGGCAAGCCCACCCUGAGUAAAGGAGACGACAAUGAGAUUUCCUUUGUGAAUACACCGGUCCGAGUAGAGUCAUACCCGCAAAAGUCUUCCAACCUGAUAUUGGUGAUCCUACCUCUCCUGGCCAUGCUCUUAUUGGUCAUCAUCCUGGUGGUGCUGGUUUUCCUGCUGCGACGCAACAGGAAGAGGAAACAGAAACCUGUCACCUCGAAGCCGCCAGCCUCACCCUCGCCCUCAACCCCACCGGCCUAUAAUGGCCAGUCGCAGAGGAGCGUGGCUGUUCCCACGGUAACGGUGACCCCACUGAGCCCCAGUAGCCCUGCCCUGGACAGGCUGCUUCCUUCAGCCAAUCAGGGCUUAGUUAGCAACUCCACAUCACUGCUACUUUGCUCGUGGAACGGUGUAGAUCCAGAGAGUUCAGCCCAGCUCAUUAGGACCACACCCCCCACUCUACAGCAGAACCAAUACUGGGUAUGACUCUGUAGCUGUACGUCCUAGGGGAGGGAUGGGGAAGUGGACUGUGUACACUAACAUCCAUCCCCACCAACCCCACUCAUCGUUACACUGUAAACCAUGACACUACUGUACUAUUUGUUUUGUGAUAUAAUCAAAGCAUUUUCUACUGAAGCUAAGCACAAUCAGCACUGGGAAUUCCAACCACUAUCCCAACUUUGCAACAUAAUUAGUACUGGGAAUAACAACCACUAUUCCCACAUAACAACCUAAUUUGGAGCUGGUAGCCUAUCACUGCUGAACAAAAUAGACACAAUCAUGAAUAGGUACUGACCACUAGUCCAACUCACCUCUACCAACUACUGGGAACAUGUUCAGUAAUAUAUCAUUCAUGUCCAGUAUUGCUAUUGCAGAAGUUACCCCUCCAAACCCAGUGUGGGGUUUCAAACAAACCGCAAUGCGUGGACACUGCACAGCUUAAGUGUAAAUUACAUUUUUUUUUAAAGAGCGAAUAGAAUAGAAUUUAAAAUAUAAUUCAACUUUAUAGUACAAUUGGUUAGAACCAAAUGUGUCUUCUGUCUUUCUCAACCCCCCCCCCGUAUACACAAAUGCAGUGUGAUGUUGGCGCAAUGUGAAUCCUAGCCGUAUUGACUCUACAGUACUACACAUGUUAAUAUUGAUGUUUGCUAGCAUGGUUACUGGGUUGAUGUAUCUUCCAUUAAGUCUCAUUGGAUUAUUAUUAUUAUGAGCAAUGAUCACCGUAGAAAGGAAACACAGCGUAGAAAUGUUGUUCCACCAUUUAUUAAAGAAGUAAAGUAAUGCAAGUCUUAUAUAGGCGAUAUAGGCUCUGACUUUCGGGGUUUUAGCUCAAAGCCCAAGCAAAGCGUCAAUAAAUAAGAUGACCUACAAGCAGUGAACGUGGUUAAAUGAUACGAAUCCCCCAGCAGGAGAACAGAAAAAGGAAGUAGAAACUCAAAACACAUGAACUACAAAAGGCUGGCGAGGGAAGGACGGCUCAUAACUAGCAGUGAGUUUCACAGGCGGCUGGUGGCGCCUUAAUUAGGGAGGAUGGCUCAUAACAAUGGCUGGAAUGGAGUAAAUGGUAUCAACCACUCUGAAACUCUGUGUUUGAUUCCAUUCCAUUAACUUUGCUCCAGCCGUUAUGAGCCGUCCUCCCUAAUUAAGGCGCCACCAGCCGCCUGUGAUACUCACUGCUAGUAACCAUGUAUUCAUCCAAGAGAAAAUGUAAUGUACUAAAAUACCUUUGGAAUUGUAGGCUACUGCCCGUGACACCUUUAGACCUCUUCACUCACAACGGCCGGUGUGCAUUUCACCCCCUUUCUGCUCCAUGUCUCAAAGCCGUAUAGAAAAGAUCUCGCUUGUAAAGUAGUUGUUAUUUAGCUGAAUAUUGAGAGUUGAAAAAUACAAAUUAUACCUAUAGAAAGCUGGGACCCUCCUCUCCUCAACAUGAACAAGGGGACGAAGCAUCCAAACUUGUUAUCCCGCAAUUGCAUUUUGAAAUGUCAUAUGAUCAGAACAUGUUUUUCUCUCGAGCACAUGAGGGGAAAGGUAGCCUAGUGGUUAGAGAGUUGGUUCCCCGGUAGGCCGGCAUUGUAAAUAAAAAUUUGUUCUUAACUGACUUGCCUAGUUAAAUAAAAGUUCAAUUAAAAGAUAGGAGACUGGCUUGCAACAUCACAGUAGCAGGCCCCCAGCGAGGAUAGAGCGGCAGGGAAGACACUUUCAUUACAGGACUCGAGGAUAACGCACUUUACUGUUUGACCAAAUGGUUUUAGCCACACAAAACAGGACGUUAUGAGUGACAAUGUAGAAUGUGCUCUUUCUACAUUUAUAGGCUCCCUUUUUAUUUUUAUGAUCCAUGAUAUCGGCUAACUGAUGAUGGAGUCGACGCAGGUCUCUUUGCUGAUGACGCGUUUGACUUUCAAUGUGAGUUUGAGUGACCUCAUCUCAGCCUGAGGAAACCGGGCUAAUGCCCACUGACCUCAGCCUGAGGAAACCGGGCCUCUGUCCGCUGACCUCAGCCUGAGAAAACCGGGCCUCUGUCCUCUGAUCUCAGCCUGAGGAAACCGGUCCUCUGUCCGCUGAUCAGCCAAAUGCUAAUUUAUAGUAUAACAGAGAAAUUGCGGAAAAAAAAUAUAGAUUUUGAAAAAUAUCUAACAGGCCCAUUGGCCACCGGCCAUGUCAACUUCUCUAUUGUCUUAUUUGUAUAUAUACAGUAUAUGAAGAACAAAAAAAAUGGUGUGUCAAUUUCUACCCCACCCAACUAAAGAUGGUCCAGCCCAUCUGGCAUUUGCCAGAAUUGCCAGAUGGCCAAUUCGCCCCUAUUACAGUAUUACUUUUGGUACGUUGUGGUACUCACCUUAGACCAGUGGGAGUAGUGCAUAUAUUCAUGGUUUCCUGAUUUUCUUGUGAUCAAGGGAUGUCGCCUUACCACUCUCUUGUAUUGGUGUAUAUAUUUAAUUUUAUGGUAUUUUAUAAAAUAAAUUAAAACCCAUUCUUCCUACAGUGUAUGUAUAAUACAUAUUUCAAGCCAUAGUGGAAGAUCCCUGUGUAUCCUGGUACUGCUGUCAUAAAUGUUACUGCAACCCUUAAGGUUUAGGGUUUUGUUACACUGUAAAACCAGAUUGUGUCAAAUCUACCCCUUGAAAGAAAACACCUCUUUAAAAUAGACUACAUGCUUGCCAAAUGGUACUUUUCAUUAUUUUACAUUUCGACACUGAACAACAAUAUAAAACGCAGCAUGUAAAAUGUUGGUCCUGUGUUUCAAUGAGCUGAAAUAAAAGGAUCUCAGAAAUGUUUCAAUAUGCAAUAAAAGCUUGUUUCUCUCA